AUACAUUUCCAUUUGUCCUCCUCGGGUCCUGAAGGACUCACUCUCCAUUUCAUCUACACCCAUCCCCCCUUCUCUCUCUCUCUCUCUCUCUCUCUCUGCGCAUCCACUCCAUCAUUGGCUCUUUCAAGAAAAGGUUGAAAAAACAACUUGCGCCUCACAUAGUCACAUGUAAUAAUGCAUCCAUCAUCUUUCCAGCCCUCUCUUUCUGGGUGGGUGUCAGAAUAAAAAACAAGGAAAGUUAGCUGUUUAAAUUGACUGAAAGUGCAAAUCUUUCAUAUAAUGAAUGGUCUUUCAAUUAACGAAUCAGAUCUUUCUGAGUUCGUCGAAGUUGAUCCCACUGGAAGAUAUGGAAGAUACGGUGAAAUACUUGGAAAAGGGGCUUCAAAGACAGUUUACAGAGCAUUCGACGAGUAUGAAGGUAUUGAAGUUGCCUGGAACCAGGUCAAACUCUACGAUUUCCUGCAAAGCCCAGAAGAUCUUGAGAGGCUCUAUUGUGAAAUUCACCUGCUAAAGAUAUUGAAUCACAAAAACAUUAUGAAAUUCUAUACAUCUUGGGUUGAUACGGCCAAUAGGAACAUCAAUUUUGUGACUGAAAUGUUUACUUCUGGAACUCUCCGACAAUAUAGGAUGAAGCACAAAAGGGUUAAUAUUAGGGCAGUGAAGCACUGGUGCAGACAGAUCUUGAGUGGUCUACUAUAUCUUCAUAGCCAUGAUCCUCCAGUGAUACACAGAGAUCUCAAGUGUGAUAACAUAUUUGUGAACGGGAAUCAAGGGGAAGUCAAAAUUGGAGAUCUUGGUCUAGCUGCUAUCCUCCGGAAAUCACAUGCCGCUCAUUGUGUUGGAACUCCUGAGUUCAUGGCGCCAGAAGUGUAUGAAGAGGAAUAUAAUGAGUUGGUUGACAUAUAUUCAUUUGGGAUGUGCAUAUUGGAAAUGGUUACUUUUGAAUACCCAUAUAGUGAAUGCACUCAUCCUGCUCAGAUCUACAAGAAAGUCAUAUCUGGGAGGAAACCAGAUGCACUCUAUAAGGUGAAGGACCCUGAGGUGCGCGAAUUUGUUGAGAAGUGCUUGGCCACUGUCUCCUUAAGGCUCUCAGCGAGGGAGCUUUUGGAAGAUCCAUUCCUUCAACUUGAUGAGAGUGAACCAGAUUCGAUGAGGUCUAUAGCGUGCAGGAGAGAGCUUGAUUAUAUGGACCCGAUAUUAAGACAGCCAAUUCUUGGGCUUGAUUGCGAAGGAACAUCAUUUAGCAACGACGUGCUAAAUGGAUACUGCAAUGGUUAUGCGUAUGAUGAAAAGGGUUUGGUUUGCGAUCCAAAUGAAUUUGAGCAAAACGGAAUAGAACUUUUUGAGUACAAUGAUGGUGAAUGCGAAGAGCAUUCCUCUAAUUUGGACAUAACUAUCAAAGGGAAGAGAAGAGAGGAUGGCAGCAUCUUCUUAAGACUUAGGAUUUCAGACCAAGAAGGCCGUGUUAGGAACAUCUAUUUUCCAUUUGAUAUUGAAUCUGACACUGCAUUCAGCGUCGCCACUGAAAUGGUAGCAGAGCUUGAUAUUACUGACCAAGAUGUUACCAAGAUAGCAGAUAUGAUAGAUGGGGAGAUUUCAAAGUUAGUGCCUGAUUGGAGACCGGGGCCCGGAUUAGAAGAAACCUCUCUCUUUACGAAUUCCACCUUCUGUUUCAACUGUGUUUCCAACCAUACUUCUACUGGUUCUUUUAUGAAUUAUCUGUCGAAUAAUCCGGCUGCCAAGAACAUACCUUUAUUACAAUGCAGUGGCUGUGCUACUCAUGGACGAUUUGAGGAAGUUACAUAUCAAGCAAAUAGCCCACGCCAAAAAGGCUCUCGAUAUGAAACCCACACAGCUUCUUCAACUCAAAUAAACGGAUUUCAUCAUAUGGAAUAUUGGGAUCGCCACGAAAUCCUUGAGUGCAGUUCCAUAUGCUCAGGAGAGAGCCAUACUCUUGAUGAAAGUGAAAAACAAUUUCAAGAAGUUUCGAUAGAGGUCGCAAAAGUUGAGGUAAGAGAUGAAAAGUAAAGGUUACGUUCAGUGAAAAUUUUCUUGGAACCUUAGCUUCUUCCAUAAACCAGCUUCUCAUCUCUUUCUUGCAAAAGUGGCAGCUUGUCUUUGCCCUCUUCAUACAUGCCAUCCUCUCAUCUUGUUAUUGCAAGUGUUGUGUUGGCAGUUAGUCUUCUUUCUUUCCUUUUUUUUUUCACACACCAUAUCAUCUGACUUCUCAUACAAAUUAUGAGCAGGAGAUUCAGCGGAGUUGAGUUGGUAUACAGCAAAGUAGCCAAUAGUAGUGAUAGAAUUUGUAUAAUUAUGAGAAUGCGUGAUCGAACUCCACUGAACAAAACUAUGUGGGACAUAUAAACUCACAAGAAACUUUACCCCAAUCUUUUUUGUUGGGUUUCAAAGUUCUGCACAAAUUGAAAUGGCAACAUAUAUAUAAGAGCUGGCUGCCCUAGUUUCUGGUAUC
Molecule: messenger RNA, 2470 nt
Organism: Cuscuta campestris
Lineage: Eukaryota; Viridiplantae; Streptophyta; Magnoliopsida; Solanales; Convolvulaceae
Source: the annotation of a GenBank genome assembly